AUGGCGGGCCCUUCCAAUUUCUCUCGCGCAUGGACGCAAUUCUUCCCACCCAAACCAACAUUCGUCGAGGCGACCGUACCUGAUCAGUCGGGUCGCGUCCACCUGGUCACCGGCGCAAACUCCGGCCUGGGCAAGGAGACGGCGCGCAUCCUGUACGCGCGCAACGCCAAAGUCUACAUGGCCGGCCGGUCUCUGGAGCGCGUCCAACCCGCCAUUGACGACAUCAAGACAUCACGGCCCAAUUCCAAAGGCGAGCUCAUCUUCCUCGAGCUCGACCUCAGCGACCUGGUCAAGGUCAAAAAGUCCGCCCAGACGUUCCUCGCCCAAGAGACCAAGGCGCUGCACGUCCUCUACAACAACGCCGGCGCCAUGGGGUCCGACCCGCUGCGCCGCACCGCCCAAGGCCAUGAAUUGACCAUGGGCGUCAACUGCGUCGGCACCUUUUUGUUCACCGAGCUGCUCACCCCGCUGCUGCAGGCCACCGCCAAGCGCAGCCUGCCCGCCACCGACGCCGUGCGCGUCGUCUGGCUGUCAUCGUACGGCCUCGAGUCAUUCGGCGUCGAGGGCGAGGGCGUCGCACUGGACAAUAUUGCCUACGACCCGGCCGGCAAGGGCGGCGUGCCCAAGGCCAUAGACCGCUACGCCAUCAGCAAGACCGGUGUCUGGGCCCUGGGCGUCGAGUACGCCCGCCGCCACCGCCAGGACAACAUUGUCAGUCUGCCCGUGAACCCAGGCAAUCUGAAAACGGAGCUGGCACGCGACAUGGGCGCUGUCUUUCGUUUCAUCGUGUCGCCGCUCUGCUACCCACCUGUUCUGGGUGCGUCCACCUUGGUCUUCGCGUCGACGUCGUCCGAGGUGACUCUCAAGGAGAGCGGCGGUUGGAUCAUUCCCUUCGGCCGCCUCUACCCUCUCAAGCCGUCUCUGGUCUCGUCCACCAAGCCGGAGUCCGAGGGUGGCACGGGUGGUGUUGCCCGGUUCUGGAAGUGGAACGAAGAGCAGGUCAAGAAGUUCUUGUAA
This is a messenger RNA of Sporothrix brasiliensis 5110, 1017 nucleotides long. RefSeq lists its product as uncharacterized. The record is from RefSeq and is a predicted model, not a curated record. Bases 1 to 1017 code for a protein of 338 amino acids. The transcript has a single exon. Lineage: Eukaryota; Fungi; Ascomycota; Sordariomycetes; Ophiostomatales; Ophiostomataceae.